Messenger RNA from Fundulus heteroclitus (mummichog), 1735 nucleotides. Its product is annotated as synaptic vesicle membrane protein VAT-1 homolog. Bases 232 to 1539 code for a protein of 435 amino acids. The record is from RefSeq and is a predicted model, not a curated record. The transcript is spliced from 6 exons. Lineage: Eukaryota; Metazoa; Chordata; Actinopteri; Cyprinodontiformes; Fundulidae. Gene Ontology annotation, molecular function: oxidoreductase activity.
UUUUAACCACUUGUUGAGUGGAGCGCACACGGGGAACCAGAGGGACUCCUGGUUUAGAAGGCGUUGCUUUUUUGUCUUUUGCACGCAGCGUCUUAUUUAUGAAGGCUUUUUGAAUCGGACACAUUUCCCCCCGUUACUUCCUGCCGAACCUGCGCGCUCCAGCAAACAGACACGAACUGAAAAAAAAAAAAAAAAAAAAAUCUAGUGAAAGCUUCUCAAAAAGUGGUCGUCAUGUCUGGGGAAGAGGCUCCAACUCAGCAGCAGGAACCGGAGCAGGUGAAGCAGCCCGACGAACCACCUCCACCGGCCGCCGCCGACGCCGCCGCAGAAGCCAAGCCGGAGUCCAGCAGCAGCAGCCCGGCUGCAGCCGAGGAGGAGAAGCCCGUCUCCUACCGGGCUCUGGUGCUCACGGGAUACGGAGGCUACGACAAGAUCAAGCUGCAGGUGAAGAGCAUGAAGAUGCCGCCGCAGCUGAAGGCCGGGGAGGUGCUGGUUCGGGUCAAGGCGUGCGGACUGAACUUCGCCGAGCUGCUGGGGAAGCAGGGGCUGUACGAGCUGCUGCCGUCCCCGCCCGUCACGCUGGGGAUGGAGGGCUCCGGGGUCAUCGAGGCGGUGGCGGAGGAUGUGACGGACAGAAAAGUCGGAGAUCGCGUCAUCGCCAUGAACCGCCACGGCAUGUGGCAGGAACUGGCGGCGGUCCCCGCCAACCGCACCUUCCCCAUUCCAGACGGGAUGAGCUUUGAGGAAGCGGCUGCGCUUCCUAUUAACUACAUGACGGCCUACAUGAUGCUGUUUGAGAUGGCCAAUCUCAGGCCAGGCAAAAGCGUCCUCAUCCACAUGGCUGCUGGUGGUGUGGGUAUUGCUGCUACCCAGCUGUGUCAGACCGUGCAGGAUGUGACGAUUUUCGGCACCGCGUCGGCUUCCAAACACGAGACCAUCAGCCAAGGAGGGGUUACUCACCCCAUCGACUACCGCACCAAAGACUACGUGAGCGAAAUCCGCAACAUUAGCCCAAAGGGAGUGGAUAUUGUCCUGGACCCUCUGGGUGGUGCUGACACCCAAAAAUGCUUCAGUUUGUUAAAACCUCUGGGCAUGCUUAUAGUCUUUGGUGCAGCCAACUGUGUGACGGGCCAGAAGAAGAACCUGCUGGCCAUGGCAAAGACCUGGUACAACCAGCUCACUCUCAACACCCUGAAGCUGAUGCAGACCAACAAGGCCAUCUCCGGCUUCCAUCUGGGUUACAUCCAAGACCAGGAGCUCUUUGAGAGGACCCUCCUCGCACUGCUGGAGCUGUACCGGCAGGGGAAGAUCAAGCCCCGCAUCGACUCCAGCUACCACUUUGAGGAGGUCGCCGAAGCCAUGAAGCGCAUGCACGAUCGUCAGAAUAUCGGGAAAAUCAUCCUUCUUCCCGAGCCCAAGAAGACUGAAGAGAAGCCAAAGUCCAACGCAGAGGCGGCGGAAAACGUGGAGAAAAAUGAAGCUGCCGUCAGCGAGAAGAAAGAGGAGGCAACAGAGGAAGUGAAAGCAGAGGAGGAUUGAGUUUCGGUGGCGUUUCCAGCACUUCCUCCACAAAUCUGUCCAAUCUUUUUUAAAAGGAGAAUACAAAACCAAGAAGAAAUGUCAUGAAUUUUGUGAUUUUUGUCAGUAUUCAGUUGUUUGUAUUGUUGUGCAAUAUGUCAAUAACGUUUUGUUGGGAACACUUGUUUUUUUGAAAUAAAAGUCCACUUUAUUCUGA